AUGCCUCAGACCGCCGAGGACCACAUCAAGCUGCUGCUGUGCUGCACUAAGCACUGCCACGAGCGCCACAUCGACUUCCAGGAAGUCUCCGCGGAGCUUGGCCUGCCUUCCCGCGCUGCUGCGGCUAAGCGCUACACUCGUCUGCUGGAGGCUCACGGCAUGGAUACUAUGGGUCUGACAAUUGGUUGCGCGGAUAAGCCCGCUGUUUCGUCCGCCGAUCGCCUUGCCCUCGGUCUCAAAGUUGACGGGGAGAGUCCCAACUGGGAGAAGCUCUUUUCCAAGAAUAAAUCCAUCAGUAUCAAUCCCAGCGUGGACAGGGUUUCUACCAUGGGCCAACAGCAGAUCACGAGCGAUCAGGGCGACGACCAAGAGGACUUUGGCCAGAACGUUGCGAAGAAUCAUCUCACCAUAGUCAUCCCUGCCAAGGCCAUCGUUUCUCGCAAGCGUCGGGCCGCCAUCAUCACGACAAGGACACCGAUGCUACCAUCUGUCAUGGCAGCGACGUUUCAUCCAUCUCUCGUAUCUGAACAGGACAUGGCAUCCGUCUUCGAAGGGUUCUCUACUGAUUAA
Molecule: messenger RNA, 570 nt
Organism: Penicillium lagena
Lineage: Eukaryota; Fungi; Ascomycota; Eurotiomycetes; Eurotiales; Aspergillaceae
Exons: 4
Coding region: 1-570 (189 amino acids)
Source: RefSeq, a predicted model, not a curated record